Colletotrichum orchidophilum is the source of this 2091-nucleotide messenger RNA. RefSeq lists its product as uncharacterized. Gene Ontology annotation, cellular component: nucleus. The transcript has a single exon. The record is from RefSeq and is a predicted model, not a curated record. Gene Ontology annotation, biological process: regulation of transcription by RNA polymerase II. Lineage: Eukaryota; Fungi; Ascomycota; Sordariomycetes; Glomerellales; Glomerellaceae. Bases 1 to 2091 code for a protein of 696 amino acids.
AUGCUCUUGACCCGACCCACUACUGCAAAUUCAAUCCAGCAACUUCAGCAACAGCAACACGUUGAUCCCAAUUAUUCACAACCACACCAUCAUCACCAUACCCAUCUACAGCACUUUUACCCCCAAACACUCGAUUUCGACCUCGACGCCUCCUUCGACGACGCUGCGCACGAUUUUCACUCUUCGAGUAUUUCCUCGUCUCCCCUGUCGACGCAAUCACUUCUUUCCUCGCAUUACUCUUUUGCAAACCACUCCGCAAACCAUUCCACCUACGACACAUCCCAUUUAGCCAUUCCAAGGAGAGCUGGAACAGUCACGUCACCAGCAUUGGAAGAUUCUGCCUCGAUCUUGAACCACCAGCAAAACCUGAUGCAGUCUGACGCGUGGGUACUUGGGAACCAGUACGCCCCUAAGUCGAUCGGCCGGCUACCACAUCAGCGGGAGUCUUCUUUAUCUUCCCUAGGCUCAGCCGGUCCCGCAUCACCCUUCAACCACAACAUAUCCAAUCCCCAGAUCGCAGUCACGGAUUCAAUGCCCGACGGCUUGUACGAAAUGCAGGCCCACGAUGGGAAUGCGUUCUACCAACUGUCCAAUAAGUCAAUGACGGUAACCCACGACAACAUGUAUCCCAACUACAAUGGGCUACCAAAUGUUUCUUCGGACAUGACUGGUUACGCAUCAGCCAUGAAUGUUCAACGACCUCGCUCUGACCGCGGACUACUACCUGCACCCGAACUGUCUAUGGCAACUAGCAGAUCCCACCCAAACUCAGUGGCAAGUUCCAUCGCCGGUGACUCACCCGCAACGCCAUCACACCUCGACCACGAGGACGAUAGAAGGCGAAAAGCUGGUAAGGAGUCCUAUUCGCCAGUUUUUAUGACCACAUGCUUACCAAUCGUUGGCGAUGUAGUGUUUAGCAAUGUUCCCAAGUUGGAUCGUACAAUGACGGAUAUUUACAACGAUGAGUUGUACAGCCCCAAUUUCACCAUUACCUCGACAGCCCCGGUACAAAAUCACAUGGCUGUAUCGCCCAGCAACGAUGUGUUCGCGCAACGGUUGAGCGCUGCAAACAAUCAGCACCUAAGCGCGGCACAGUCACCAGUAUCGUGUGUCUCGCGCGACCGCUCGCCCUUCCGUCAGGGUUCGCCACUUGCUCCCAUGCCCAACCAUGAUUUUGGGGGAGGUGUCCAUGCCUCCCAUCUGAGGUUCAAAUCUGCCCAUCAAAUGCGAGAACAGAAGAAAGCCGAACAGGAUGCGCAGAUCAUGAGACAGCAGAUGUCGGUGAAGUCAGAGCCCGAGACGCCGAAGACAAUAUCACCGAAAGACGCAAUGCUUGAGUUUCACGACGGUGACGGCGAAUCAUCAUUCUCUCUUUUUCCGUCUCAGGAGACGGUGGAUUUCGAAGACAUUGCCAAGGUCGUGGUUUCGCAGGAUCAGCAUGUCAACUUCGCCAGGUCCGCUAUGCAGAACGGCGCUGCUUUCCCUUAUCUGCCUGCCCAGCUUCAGACCGGCGGCGUCCACGUUCCGCAGCAAUAUCCAUUCGUUGCUCACCCACGUCAAUCUACUGAACAAAUUUCACGACUAAGUUCUGCCGAGUCCAGCACCGGGGGUUCUGAUGCAACUUCGAUAUCGAACGGAACAACAAUCUCGAAGCCUGCCGGUGCCACUGCUGAUGGUGGCACUUACACAUGCACUUAUCACGGUUGCACGAUGCGGUUUGAAACCCCUGCUAUGCUCCAGAAGCAUAAGCGUGAGGGACAUCGACAGACCCAAGGUAUCGGGGGUCCCAGGAGACCUGAGGCUGUUGCUACGUCUCCCAACAGCAUCCUUAAUAGUCAAGCGGGGCCCCACCGCUGCGACCGUAUCAAUCCCAGUACUGGAAAGCCGUGCCACACAAUUUUUUCACGCCCCUACGACUUGACUAGGCACGAGGAUACCAUUCACAAUGCACGAAAGCAAAAGGUGCGUUGCAACCUUUGCACAGAGGAGAAGACCUUCAGCCGUGCCGAUGCUCUUACACGUCACUACCGAGUCUGCCACCCUGAUGUGGAAUUCCCUGGCAAGCACCGGCGUCGAGGCCACAACGUCUAA